Molecule: messenger RNA, 1548 nt
Organism: Stereum hirsutum FP-91666 SS1
Lineage: Eukaryota; Fungi; Basidiomycota; Agaricomycetes; Russulales; Stereaceae
Product: FAS1 domain-containing protein
Exons: 6
Coding region: 1-1548 (515 amino acids)
Biological process (GO): macroautophagy
Cellular component (GO): fungal-type vacuole membrane
Source: RefSeq, a predicted model, not a curated record
AUGCUCGUCUCUGCCCUCGCGCCUCUUCUGACCGCAGGCUUCGCGGCAGCGUUCGUCCUGCCCGAGUCGCUCCGUCUCAACAAAAUCGAUAUCGACUCGUUUUAUCCAGAGUCGUUGAAGGAUGUUGCGAGUGCUGUUGAGAAUGUUGAGCAUAUCGUUGAUGCGUUGACUCAUCCGUUCACUCCCGACCCCGAGGACAAGACGGUGUACGAGCUCAUUGCUGCGAACCCAGAGUUCUCUAAACUCCUCAAGGUCAUCGACUUUGCCGGCGAGCCGAUUGUUGACUUGUUGAACAGCACUGACGCAAACUUCACUGUCUUCGCGGUUCCCAAUUCAGGUCUCCGUCACCCAGGUCAUGAUGAGGAUCUCGCUGCAGGUCUAAUGUCCGGUGACGCCGAAUACGACCUCGUCGACAUCUCCAAUGCCGUCGAAGGCCUUGAGGCACAGGACGACGACGACGACGACCACAAGAAAGAGAGGCGAGAAUUCUUCAAGAAACUCGCACAGGCCGUUUUGCUCUACCACGUCGUCCCCGAGCGCGCUUUCACCUCGAGCGAACUCGCGGUCAAUACCACCUUUGCGACCAAGUUGAGCUUGCCGGACGAUUCGUUCAAGGGGGAGCCGCUUCGUGUUCGUGUCGCGGCGACGCCUCCGUUUAAGACGCUUGUUGUGAACUUCUAUGCGAAGGUAAUCAAGUCGAAUGUUUAUGCUAGCAAUGGAAUUGUGCAUGUCAUCAAUCACCCGUUGUUCCCACCUCCUUCCAUCUUCCAAGAGUUAUUCCAACUUCCCUCCACGUUCUCUAUCGCCUCUACUGCCCUCCAACGCACCAACCUCCAUAACUUUGUGGAAUGGCGUUACGAGCCCUCGGAAGACAAGGAUGGUGAAGGCUCCGUCAAAGGCAACCCCGCCGUCACUUUUUUCGCCCCAGACCACUCGGCGUUCAAGAGGUUGCCGACAAAGCUCGCCCUUUUCUUGUUCUCGCCGUUCGGAGAGCACGUGUUGAAGAAGGUUCUGGCAUACCACAUCGUGCCAAACUACGUUUUGCAUACCGAUUAUGCGUUCAACGUCACGACUGGCGAGGAAGUCAUCUUCGGUCCUCCCAAAGACUCGGAAGACACUUCCACUAACUGGCUCCAAUCCCUCUACCCCGCAUCCGAGUCUUCCUCUUCCUCUUCUUCGCACCCCCCUCACCCCCCUCCCCACGCACCCCCCACCUACUACUCCUUCAACAUCCACCCCGGCACCCUCCUCGGCUCCAACCACACCCUCGACAUCUCCGUGACUAAACGCGUGCUCAAGUCUCCACUCCCAGGCCACGGACACCCAGACACGUAUUUGACGCACUUCGAGGUGGAUGGGGAGAGGGUCGUGGUGAGCGAUGGGCCGGCGCGGAAUGGUGCCGUUCAUGCGAUUGGGAAGGUUUUGGACCCGAGGGGGAGGAAGCAUGGGCGUCACUGUGGGCACGAGGCUGUGUAUGAGCAGGAGGAGUAUAAUUGGGAGGAUUGGGAGGAGUGGUUGCCGGCGUGGGCUGCUGGGGUGGAGUUUUGA